This is a messenger RNA of Paramecium octaurelia, 409 nucleotides long. NCBI's taxonomy places the organism in Eukaryota, Ciliophora, Oligohymenophorea, Peniculida, Parameciidae. The record is from the annotation of a GenBank genome assembly.
AUGAACCCAAAAGCGUAUAAAAUUAAUAAAGUUUAGUGUUUAUGAUUCUUUUGCUAAUAUGUCAUUGUGCAAUUCCAGAGCUACGAUUAUAGAACCAAGAGAAUUAAUUUAGACAAGAAAGCAAAUUAAAAUAGUGAUCACUUUAAUGCUAAUCACAAUACUACUCUAUAUAUCAUUUAUUUUAAUUGCUAUACUAAUAUUCAAAAAGGUGACUUGCGAACAUUAAAUUGAUAUCAAUUAUUAGAAUUACUUGAUAGUAAUUUAUGGAAUCAUUUAAAUGACUCCUUGUUUGGUCAUUCCUUAUGCAUUUGGCUUUAUUCCGUAAGUCUAGGCUUAAGGAGAUUAAAAUGAUUGCUUAAUCAUUUUAGAUUAGUCUUAAGCAAAAUCGAAAGACUCUAUUUAAAUUUGA